Neltuma alba is the source of this 1018-nucleotide messenger RNA. RefSeq names its product branched-chain-amino-acid aminotransferase 2, chloroplastic-like. Gene Ontology annotation, molecular function: branched-chain-amino-acid:2-oxoglutarate transaminase activity. NCBI's taxonomy places the organism in Eukaryota, Viridiplantae, Streptophyta, Magnoliopsida, Fabales, Fabaceae. The transcript has 8 exons. Gene Ontology annotation, biological process: branched-chain amino acid metabolic process. The record is from RefSeq and is a predicted model, not a curated record. The coding region runs from base 31 to 1002 and encodes 323 amino acids.
GCGGAAUGGGAUGGCCUAGGAUUUGGCCUGAUGCCGACCGAUUACAUGUACGUGGCCAAGUGUAGCGGGGACCGCAACUUUGGACGAGGACAACUUCGUCUUUUCGGGAACUUUCAAGUGAGCCCCUCCGCCGGAGUUCUAAACUACGGCCAAGGAGUGUUUGAAGGGACGAAAGCACACAGAAAGGAAAAUGGGCACCUACUUCUGUUUCGCCCGGAACAAAAUGCCAUGCGCAUGCGGAUGGGUGCAGACCGAAUGUGCAUGCCUGCACCUUCCGUGGAUCAAUUCGUGAAUGCUCUCAAGCAAACUGCCUUGGCCAACAGGCGCUGGGUUCCUCCACCGGCCAAGGGAUCGCUGUACCUGAGGCCUCUGCUCAUAGGGACGGGUCCCGUAUUGGGUUUGGCCCCGGCGCCCGAAUAUACAUUCCUCAUAUAUGCUUCUCCCGUGGGCACCUAUUUCAAAGAGGGUACGGCACCGCUUAACUUGUACGUGGAGGAGGACACGGAUCGUGCUUCUCGUCGCGGGACCGGAAGCGUCAAAACCAUUUCAAAUUAUGCUCCCGUUCUGAUGGCACAAAUGAGAGCAAAAAACAGGGGAUUCUCGGAUGUGCUGUACCUGGACUCGCAGACCAAGAAAAAUCUAGAGGAGGUGUCGUCUUGUAACAUUUUUAUUGCAAAGGGCAAAAACAUCUCAACACCAGCCACCAACGGAACCAUUCUUGCGGGAAUCACCAGAAAAAGUGUCAUUGAAAUUGCUCGUGAUCUUGGCUAUCAGGUGGAGGAGCGUGCCGUGGGAGUGGAUGAAUUAGCGGAGGCUGAUGAAGUUUUCUGCACUGGUACUGCUGUUGGCGUUGCCCCUGUAGGAACCAUCACUUACAGAGAUGCAAGGAUGGAAUACAGAACAGGGAGGGGAACGAUCUGUCAAGAGCUGAGCUCCACACUCACGGGUAUUCAGACUGGUAAGAUUGAAGAUGGUAGAGGGUGGAUCCAUGAGAUUUUCUAAACUCUGUGUUUUGCUU